This is a messenger RNA of Dimorphilus gyrociliatus, 4107 nucleotides long. Lineage: Eukaryota; Metazoa; Annelida; Polychaeta; Dinophilidae. The record is from the annotation of a GenBank genome assembly.
AGAUUCCGUUUCCGUGGUGGACAUUUUGUUCGUUUUGUCAACUCGCAAAUUUUAACGAAUAUCCAUAGAAAUCAACUAAAAUAUGUCGUAAGUAGAUGUUUCUACAGAAAAUCUAUCAUACUUUACUGAUGAUCUUUGUAAACCUUUAUUUUAAUAAAUGUAGGACUUUUCUUUAUUGAUAUUUUUUCAAUAUAAAAUAUACGUUUCCACUACGAUAUUUUACCGGCUUUUGUGAAUUUUUCAUGUUUUCCUUUUCUAUUUCAAAUAAUAUUAAUAUUUUCUCCAACUAACGAUUAUAUAAAUUGAAUUGAUGAUUAUUACGUCUCUUUCAAUUGCAGAUCCCUACUUAACAAGCCUAAAUCUGAGAUGACCCAAGACGAGCUCCAGCAAAGGGAGCAGGAGGAAUUCAAUACAGGACCGCUAUCAGUUUUGACUCAAUCUGUGAAAAAUAAUACACAAGUUCUAAUCAACUGCCGUAACAACAAGAAACUUCUAGGUCGUGUAAAAGCUUUCGAUAGACAUUGUAAUAUGGUUCUUGAAAAUGUUAAAGAGAUGUGGACAGAAACUCCUAGAACAGGAAAGGGCAAAAAGAAGGCUAAACCCGUAAAUAAGGAUAGAUACAUCUCAAAGCUAUUUUUACGUGGAGACUCAGUAAUUUUGGUCCUACGUAAUCCCCUUGCUUCACAAAAAUAACUUGUUUUUUUGUUUUUUACUUUGAAAAAUCUGUAUUUAUGUUAUAUUAGAUUCUUAAAAAUAUAGUAUUUUGUAUUUGUUACUUAUGGAUUAUAUAUAUAUAUAUAUAUAUAUAUAUAUGUCUAUGUAUACACAAUACGCAUUUGGAUUUCCUUUUAAUCAUAUUCCAAUUAUUAAUUAGAUAUUUUUAAUGAUAUUUUCUAAUUAUUGUAAGCUUUCCAGUUUUAGAUUUAAAUGGUUAAAACUAUAUUUUGAACUAAAACGCAAAGAAUCAUCAAAGUUGAGAACAUCGUCAACUGAUUAAUUAUAUGGGAUGUAAACUUGAUAUCGUUGAACUCAUUUUGUUUGUUUUCAUAAACAGCAUGUUUAAAUGAUUCAUGCAUACUUUCAAAGUAUUUUCAGAUUAAUUAAAGUCGUUCAUUAAGCUAACUAGAAAUUUAUUCGAUUCAUCCUUUAUAAUAGAUAACAUAACCGGGGAAAAUAAUAUUAAACCUUGACCUUUAAUCUCUUUUUUUUCGUAUUAAAUAACAAACAGUUUUUUCUAAAAUAAUAUUUUUAAAUAUUUUUCUAAUAAUAUACGUAGGUUCGUAGGUUUCAAUAAUCCUUCUAUUAAAAAUAUCUGUAUUUUCAUAUCACGUGACAAUCACAUGAUGUAUUUUCUGAGCAUCAGGCGAAUAUUUGUUUCAAUUUAGUUGCUAUUUAAUAAAUCAUGGUGAAUAUGUUUAAGUAAAAUGUUAAAUAAGUUUUUGUAAUUGAAUAUGGAACCUCUCGGAGUUGAAAGCGAGUUCACAAAUAUUGAAGAAUUGCCUAAGUGGUCCCAAACAGUGGCUCCAGAUUAUGAGAUAGUUUGUAAUGACCCGAAUGUAUUAGAUAAUUGCUCCUUUAAAUUAGAUGACGAAUUGAAUAGUAAAAUAAUAGUCUGGACCGGUGACAUAACUAAGUUAAAGUGCGAAGCAAUUGUCAAUUCAACAAGCGAGUCGUUUGGCGAUAAAUCUCCUCUGAAUCAAAGAAUUUUUGCAAAGGCUGGUCCCGAAUUAAAGGAGGAAGUUCGCAGAAAUAUUAAAGUUUGUAAGACUGGAGAUUCAAAACUAACGAAAGCGUAUAAACUGCCUUGCCGCAGUAUUAUUCAUACAGUUGGACCCCGGUACAAUAUAAGGUAUAAAACUGCCGCUGAAAGUGCUCUGUUUAAUUGCUAUAGAAGUUGUCUAAAUCUGGUUAGAGAGUACAAUAUUAGAACUAUAUCUAUACCUUGUAUACACUCAAGCAGGAGGGGCUACCCUUCAUACGAAGGUGCUCAUAUAGCUAUUCGAACAAUUCGACGAUUCCUUGAAACCUACGGCUCACAUGUUGAUUCCGUAGCAUUUGUUGUAGCUGGAGAGGAUGAUGACGUUUAUAAUUCUCUAAUGCCGUUAUACUUUCCAAGAAAUCGUGAUGAAGCGAUUUUCUCAGCCGUUCACCUACCCUAUGAUACAGGAUCUCGGGAGACCGGCGAACCAGUUAUUGCAGAAAGAAUUAUAAGAAUAGAGGGUAAACCGCAAAGGGCUCACGCUCCUGAUUUUUUAACGAGCGUAGACAUUAAUGAAGUUUUUGAAACAUCUGUUGCGGUUGGUCGACACCCUUUUUCCAGACCUCAGGCAAAUCCGGAUAAAAGGCGCACCAGACCACCAAUGUCUACCGAUCAAAUCAAUGCUUUCAAUCAUCAUCAAUUCCGAUAUAAUCAAUGGAUUGCAAAAGCUAAAAGUGAAGAUCUCUUCCAAGUUGAGAGAUUAAGGUGGUUGUAUCAUUCAGGUUAUGAUAGAAGAGGGCGACCUGUUAUAGUAGUUAUUGGCAAACACUUUCGGCCAUCAGUAUGCAAUCCUGAAAAGGCUGUAAUGCACGUAAUAAGAACCAUGGAUUCUAUUGUUUCGAAGCCAUUUGUUGUAGCCUAUUUCCAUACUAAAACUGAAAGGAAGCAUAUUCCUGAGACAGGAGUAGUUAAAGAAACUUACAACUUACUCGAUAAUAGAUAUAAAAAGAAUAUGCACGCAUUCUAUAUUUUGCACGCAUCUCUUUGGACAAAAAUUCAAUCUUGGUUCUUUUCAACGUUUAACGUUUCAGAAAUAAAAAAUCGAAUAGUUCAUAUUCCUGGAUUAGAAUAUCUUUAUAGCAGAAUUGGACCCGAUCAGUUAGAUUUACCAUCGUUUAUAUUGGAGCACGAUAUAACAGUUGAGUUGAUUAUUUAAAACAAACAUAUAUAUUCAUAUAUUUCCUUUAAAAGGUAAACGGAACAAGAUACUAUUCCCCGGAACAAGAUCAGACGAUAGGAUUGUUUUAAGUUUUGUAAAGAAGCAUAAAGAAAUCAAUCAAUUAGAAAUCGAAUUCGCAAAAGUUGACCCAAAAAAAUUUUUUUACAUAAUAAUAACAAUAAAUAUGAAAAGUACUUUAUUACUGUUAAAUAUUUGAGUUUGGAGGAAGUUUCACGAAAAUAGGCAAGAUAAACUUGAAACAAAUAGGCCACUAGCUCUUUUUCUCUCUCUCUCUCUCUCUCUCUCUCUCUCUUUCUCUUAUUUUUCUCAACGAUAAGUAACGUAUCGAAUUUCUAAAGUGUGUUAUUUUUACGAAAAUUCAACUAAAUCUUUUAAGAUGUGAGAUUAAUUUUGGUAUCAGUUUAUAACAACCAAUUAGCAACCAAAUCGGUGUAGAAUUAAUUGAAAAUUCUUUCUGUCUUUCUUCAAUUCUGUAAACGUAACAUAUAGAUAAAUUACUAUUAUAGCUUCUUAAUAAAGUAAAGGUUGAAGUGUCUGAUUAAUUUUUUGUGUCUGAAUUUUUGUUGAAGUAGAUGAAAUGUUGAAAAUUUCCUUUUUUAUUUUGUUUCUCUUUGAUUUAAUCUGGCGAAUCUAUUUAAGUAAAUAUUGAAGAAAGGAAGGGAAAGAAUAGAUCUAAUGUUGAAAAUUAGUUUAUAAGAAAAUUCUUCAAAUAAAGAAAAUUAAAGAAAUGAAAGCACAUUUUAUUAUUUUAUGUUGAUUGGAUGCCGUGUAGGAAGGGCUAAAAAAACAACGAUAAUGACGAUCAGGUGGUCGAAAGAGGAGGAUGCUGGGGGGGUUUAAUCGGCAACAGAUGGCGCUUACUUUCUGAUUUUCCAAAACCAAAAAGACAACAUACAAACCGUUUUACGUCUUCUAACAACAGUUGGUCGAUAGCGAUAGGCUUGUUAUGACGUUUGAUACGCAAAGCAAGCCGGCUCGCUUAUUUAUCCGAAUGUCAGAAUGCGUAGGUUUAGAGAUGCGUAUUAAUCGCUUUCAAAGUUUUAUCGAAGGGAAUUUUCUCAUUGUAAGGGAAUAAAAUAGCCAAUAGAGAGACAUGAUGAAACAAUUAAUCAUCCUUACUCCUAAUGAGACUUUUAUAGUGCUUUUUUAUAUUUGGAAAUAUUUGCUC